This is a messenger RNA of Zymoseptoria tritici IPO323, 1255 nucleotides long. It is a transcript of the gene MgSPR1, whose product is annotated as subtilisin-like protease. The transcript has 2 exons. Gene Ontology annotation, biological process: proteolysis. Bases 53 to 1255 code for a protein of 400 amino acids. NCBI's taxonomy places the organism in Eukaryota, Fungi, Ascomycota, Dothideomycetes, Mycosphaerellales, Mycosphaerellaceae. The record is from RefSeq and is a predicted model, not a curated record. Gene Ontology annotation, molecular function: serine-type endopeptidase activity.
UCGCUCCCUCUCUGUUCCUCAUUCCAUACCACUCCACACAAGACAUCUCAUCAUGCAGUUCGCACUCAACCUCCUCUUGGCUCUGCCAGCCGUCCUCGCCGCCCCUUCCAUUGAUCGUAGGCAAGAAGCCGGCAUCCAACGCAUCGCCGACUCAUGGAUCGUUGAGCUCGAAGACGGCCAGAACCUCGACGCUGUCCUCGCCUCUGUCAAGGAGGCCACUGGUGUCGAACCCGAGGCCACCUACACCAUCGGAAAAUUCAAGGGCUUCGCCUUCAAGGGUGAUGACAGCACAGUCGAUGCCCUCGCCGGCAUGGACGAGCUCAAGCGCAUCGAGUCCGAUGUUGUGGUUACCGCAUACGCACCUGCAGCCGACGUCGCCGACAUUCAGCAACGCGCCCUCGUGAGCCAGAACCCAUCGACCUGGGGUCUUUCUCGCAUCUCCUCCCGUUCUCGAGGUGGCAGCACCUACCGAUACGACAGCACCGCUGGCCAGGGCGUCAACAUCUACGUCCUCGACACGGGAGUCAACUCUGCUCACCAGGACUUCGGCGGCCGUGCUAUCCAAGGUGCCAAUUUCAUCAGCGGCGAGUCGAUCGCAGAUGGCAACGGCCACGGCACCCACUGCUCCGGCACUGCGGCCGGUACCACCUACGGCGUAGCCAAGCGCGCGACCGUCAUCGGCGUCAAGGUCCUCAGCAGCAGCGGCUCUGGCUCUCUCGCCGGAAUCAUCAACGGAAUCGACUGGGCCGUCAACGACGCCAGAACCCGCGGUGGUGUCGGCCGUUCCGUCUUCUCCAUGUCCCUCGGCAGCCCCUUCUCCCAAACCUCCAACAACGCCAUCCGUAACGCCGUCAGUGCCGGUAUCUUCGUCGCGGUCGCCGCCGGAAACGACAACGCCAACGCCGCCAACUUCUCCCCCGCAUCCGAGGCAUCCGCUUGCACCGUCGGCGCCACCGACAUCAACGACAACCGCUCGACUUUCUCCAACUUCGGCUCCCUCGUCGACAUCUUCGCUCCAGGCACUAACAUCCUGUCCACCUGGAUCGGCUCCAGCACCGCGACUCGCACCAUCUCGGGCACCAGCAUGGCUUGCCCUCAUGUUGCCGGUCUCGCUGCCUACCUGAUCGGCCUUGAGGGUACCCGCACCCCAGCGGCUCUUUGCCAGCGCAUCCAGUCCUUGUCGACCAAGAAUGUGAUCGUUGGCCCAGGCUCCGGCAGCCCUAACUACCUUGCAUACAACGGCAACGGUGCUUAG